Molecule: messenger RNA, 816 nt
Organism: Aquila chrysaetos chrysaetos
Lineage: Eukaryota; Metazoa; Chordata; Aves; Accipitriformes; Accipitridae
Product: translation initiation factor IF-2-like
Exons: 2
Coding region: 1-564 (187 amino acids)
Source: RefSeq, a predicted model, not a curated record
AUGAGAGCUGCUGGAAGGGAGGAAAGCCUCUUCCCCUUCCCUGCUGCGGGGCACCACGGCGGCAGGUCAGUGGGCCACCACGGCGGGAGGGCCAGCCGGGGCCUCGACCCUUUCCAGCUCCCCGAGGCCCGGCUGGGUGCGGCCUCCCCCUCCGCCCCGCUACGCUCCAGACCCCCGGAGGCGGCUGCAGGCCCCGGGCAGGCCCCGGCGGACCCCCCGUCCCCGCUGCCGGCCGCGGGAGGGGAGAGGAGGGGCCGGGUGAGACGGCCCCGGUACCUGCUGCGUGCUGAAAUCCCAGCCCAAGUAGCAGGGAGCGGCCAUGGCGCCCGGGGGCCUGCCCUUGCCCCGGCGGAGCGGGGCGGCUUUGCAAGGCCCGGCCUCCCCGGGCGGGAGCCGCCAGGCCGGCCCCGCGGAGCGGGAGAGCGGGAGUUAAUGAGUGUUCCGCGCCCACGCAGCAGGGCUAAGGCCUCAUCCUUCCCUGCCUCACACGGAGGGGCUGGAGCGAGGGCUGCGGAGCGGGGAAGAGCUGCGGGGAGGGCUCGGUGGCUUGCUCAGCGCCGGUAAUUCUGUGCUAAUAAGUGGGGAUCCGCCAGCCUGCAGGUGCCCAGGUCGGUGGGAAAACACCAGUGGCAAAACGCCAGUGACCGCCCCAUAAACGGCAGCAGGACAAAAAAAGGGGCAACUUCAAACCAGGGUCCGAAGGAAUUCACGGAAUUUUAAUAUGCCAUUAAUACGUACCGGUCCUCUUGUGGUACCGCACGCUGGUUUGCGCAAAUGCGCUUUUACAGUGUUCCAUAAAAAAAUGCAGAAUCGUUA